AAAUAUAGUCUUUGUAAACUGCAUACUCUCUAAUUACAAACACAGGCCAAACCAUGUUCAUUCAUGCAACUUCUACCCAAAACUUCUUUGGCAAAAUAAGGUGCAAGACAUUCAUGAUUCAUGAAAUUGAUCUAUUCCAUAAUCUGAUUGGUUUUACUAUAGCCUAACAUUAUGAACUAUAUAUGGAGAGAUUUCAAGCUGAAGUAAGCAUCCCAUGUAAGAGUGGCUGAUCCAUCAAAUGCAGACACCUCGAGUCACAACGAUACAAGUCCGAGUCGAUUGUAACGGAUGUGCGCAGAAGAUCAAGAAAGCACUCAAUGGCAUCAAUGGUAUACAUGAUCUUCUCGUUGACUUCGAUCGACAAAGGCUAACAGUUAUUGGAUGGGCAGAUCCAGAAAAUAUUGUCAAAGCAGUUAAGAAGAAGGCAAAGAAGAAUGCCACCAUUAUUUGUUCCAAUAUUGAACUAACACCUUCAUCUAAAGAUUCUAAACCAACAAAACAAAAACCAAAAGAAAAUAUUCUAGCUCCACAAGCUCAAGGAACCUCCUUUCCGGAACUAAUACUUGAGGCAACACCAUCAUCACCAACACCUACAUGGCACAAUGCAAGACAACACUGGCAAAACAAUAUAGGAACUGAAAAUGUAGAAAAGGCUCACAUGUCACACCAUCAUCAGCCUAACUAUGUUAACAGAAUCGGUUCCAGGAACAACUAUGUUGACCAUAGAGACAGAUUAUACCACAAUGACCCUGUAUUUCUACAAGAGCCAUCUAAAAUACAACCAUUGAAUGUCAUACAUAGUUAUAAUACACACAUGCCAUCAUCUCAUAUCACUGAAUAUGAAUGUGUUAGAUCACCAUCAUGGCACACACAUUACAACCAUAUAGAACACUACAAUGGAGACUACAAUAACAACAAUGUAGAUAUAGCAGCCAUGUUCAGCGAUGACAAUCCCAAUGCAUGUACCAUAGUCUAGUAUAGUGCCUUAGACAUAGAGGAGAGAGACACUACAUGAAAAGUAAAGGUCCAAUUUGCUUUCCAAUAUCAUGAUUCUGUAACAUAGUAUCAUUCGAAAUUUAGGUAGAAAAUAAAAAUGCUUUUUAGUUUGCAUGAGACGUAAGAAGGGAAAACAAGAAUAAUAUCCCUAUCUUCUGUACUGAAUAACCUCUACUGUAUGAUUCCUUUCGUCAAAGCAAAAAAGCACUUCAUAUGUAAAUAUAUGCAAUUUCCUGAA
Molecule: messenger RNA, 1234 nt
Organism: Medicago truncatula (barrel medic)
Lineage: Eukaryota; Viridiplantae; Streptophyta; Magnoliopsida; Fabales; Fabaceae
Exons: 3
Coding region: 239-976 (245 amino acids)
Molecular function (GO): metal ion binding
Source: RefSeq, a predicted model, not a curated record